Talpa occidentalis (Iberian mole) is the source of this 844-nucleotide messenger RNA. RefSeq names its product T-cell surface glycoprotein CD3 gamma chain. Gene Ontology annotation, biological process: positive thymic T cell selection; cell surface receptor signaling pathway. Bases 6 to 539 code for a protein of 177 amino acids. Lineage: Eukaryota; Metazoa; Chordata; Mammalia; Eulipotyphla; Talpidae. The transcript is spliced from 7 exons. Gene Ontology annotation, cellular component: external side of plasma membrane; alpha-beta T cell receptor complex; membrane. Gene Ontology annotation, molecular function: transmembrane signaling receptor activity. The record is from RefSeq and is a predicted model, not a curated record.
UUGACAUGGCGCAGGAGAAGGGCCUGGUUGGCCUUUUCUUGGCUAUCAUUCUUCUUCAAGGUACUUUGGCCCAGGAGGGAAAAGAAGAACUGAAAAUAACAGUGGUCGAUGAAGAUGGCUCAGUACUUCUGAACUGUAACGGGACAAAGGAAAAGGUCACAUUUUAUAAAGAUGGCAUGGAAAUAGAUACAAAUCAAAAUUCCUUGGAUCUUGGAAGUAGUAUCAACGACCCUCGAGGGACAUAUUGGUGUGCAAAAGGAGAAAAACGUUCACAAAACCUCCAACUGUUUUAUAGAAUGUGUCAGAACUGCAUUGAGCUGAAUGCAGCCAGCAUAUCUGGCUUUGUCUUGGCUGAAAUCAUCAGCAUUUUCUUGCUUGGUGUUGGGGUCUACUUAAUUGCUGGACAGGAUGGAGUUCGCCAGUCAAGAGCUUCAGACAAGCAGAUUCUGUUGUCCAAUGACGAGCUCUACCAGCCCCUCAAAGAACGGGAGGAUGACCAAUACAGCCAGCUUCAAGGAAAACAACCGAGGAAGAAAUGAACUCUGGCUGCAAAGUAGAUUUGCCUUUUAUGGACAUUUCAUAUAAAUGGAACCAUAGAAUAUGCUGCUCUGGACAUCCCCAUGGAAGUCUUCAUGUGGACAUAUGUUUUCAUUUGUCUGGGGCAUAUGCAGGAGUGAAGAAUUGCUGAGUUGUAUGGUAAAUUCAUGUUUAACUUUGGAAGAAGCUACAAAAUUAUUUUCCAAACUGGCUCUGCCAUUUUACAUUCCCACCAGCAAUGGAUGAGGGUUCCCACUUUUCCAAGCUUUCACAAAUAUAUGUUACUAUUUUUUUAAUAUAGUCUAUA